Molecule: messenger RNA, 1524 nt
Organism: Pygocentrus nattereri (red-bellied piranha)
Lineage: Eukaryota; Metazoa; Chordata; Actinopteri; Characiformes; Serrasalmidae
Exons: 15
Coding region: 252-1469 (405 amino acids)
Source: RefSeq, a predicted model, not a curated record
UUUAUUACAUCCACAACAACAGAAGAUUCCCUGAAUUCUCAAUUCUCGUCUGUAUCACAGCAACACAUAAGACAACAGCAACCGCUGACUGCAGACAUGACAACAAGCAGGUGUAAGUGAUGACACUGAUUUUCUGGAUUUCCCUCAUACUGCAGGAGGAAUAUGUCCACUCAUAUCAGUAAUAACAAGACAAAAAUCCCACCAGCACUUCUAUUUGCUUGCUGGUGUGCUGUUUUGCAGAUGAGGAAGCAAUGACCUUAACAGUUCAUGCUUCAGUUUCACGGACUGGGUACGGCUUCCUCCAUCUUAAACGGCAUCUAAAGGAGAUGGCCUCAGUGAGACAGGCACUGACCACUGGACGGCCCCUUGUGUUUUGUCUUAAAGAGCAGCAGGAUAAAGUUCCACCUCACAAACCAAAGAGGCCAAUGUCUACAAAAUCAGUCAAAGAUUUUGCGCCUACUAGCAUGAUGUCCAUGCAGCAGCAUGCCCUCUCCCCAGCAGAACUGGAAAUCCAGAGGAGGAUACGGUUUCGAAGGCAGGACCACAUUCUUGAAAAGAUGGAAUGGAUUUAUAAGAUUCUGUGCGCAUUAAACAACAUGAAGAACAAGGACCUAAAGACACUGGUGCCGCUCUCAAGUGGUUAUGUAAACAUCAUCAUGAAGGACAUGGAAAAAACGAACAUCCUUCUGAAGCACUCACACAGGUGCCUGAUCUCCUCCCCUCCGACUGAUGAACAAAAUAACUGCUCAGACAUGUGGGAGACUUUGGUCAGUACUCCAGGAGCAGAAACGAAAUGCCCAGGUGCUAAGCCAACAGGGUACAAGCCUCAGUUGGGCCUCAGGCGAAGAGCAAAGCUGAAGGAACUGGAAAACGAUGCAGGAGAGUUGCCUCCAUGGCUGAAUUUGCUUUCGGACGAAAACGUUUAUGUGAAGAAUCCACAAACCCCAAAAAAUAGAUAUGACAUGCUGCAAAAAGUCAGAACAGAGUUCCUGAACAUCCAAAGAUCCCUCAACAAUCAAAUGAUGAUGGACGUCACCGAGAAGAUAGCCCAUCAAGAAGAAAGAAUGAAAUCCCUUCUGAAUGCUUUGAUGGCCUCCAGAAAAGACCUCAGCCUUCCAAUGCUGCUGGCGUCUCUCAAGAGUGAGGUCAAAGAGCCACAAUCACCAUCUCUGUUAUGGCCUCAGAUGCUGCAGAAGGAGGCUGCAGAGAUUGCGGAUGUUAGAGCCGAAGAGUACAGCAGUAUAAUGCAGAAGAUCGGACAAUUUCACAGCUUCUCACACAAAACGUUGCCCUACUGCAAGGAGAGGUUUUGCCUCCUUGUUCUCUCUCUGCCUGCCAAUCACUUUCUCCGACCGGCUAUGCAGGACGCUCUGCUGUUCCUCGCGAAGAACGUGCUGCAGCUUCCGCCACGCAAGGUGAAGCACUGGUUCCACUACUUAAAACUACCUUUGUAUGAUGACAGGUUGUAAAAGGCCGUUCCAAUGUACUGCAUUAAGUACGUUUUCUGAGUGACUGUAAUGAAUA